Uloborus diversus is the source of this 10237-nucleotide messenger RNA. RefSeq names its product neuroglian-like. NCBI's taxonomy places the organism in Eukaryota, Metazoa, Arthropoda, Arachnida, Araneae, Uloboridae. The record is from RefSeq and is a predicted model, not a curated record. The coding region runs from base 319 to 4083 and encodes 1254 amino acids. Gene Ontology annotation, biological process: dendrite self-avoidance; axon guidance; homophilic cell-cell adhesion. The transcript is spliced from 26 exons. Gene Ontology annotation, cellular component: plasma membrane; axon. Gene Ontology annotation, molecular function: cell-cell adhesion mediator activity.
UGGGUGUGUGUGGGAUGUUGUGGUGAAAGUUUGUUUCGGCGUCGUGCGAAAGUAGAUCGGAUGUCUGACAAAAUUUACAGCUGAAAGGAUAAUAUACUAAAUCAAGCUGGAACUAUUCAGUGCGUUUGCCAAAAAGUGUAACGUAUGGUGCUGUGUAAUUUAAACAAAAGUGAACCUCAUACUAUACUAGUGUAAAUGUGCAACUCUAGCUGAGAAUAACCUUUCACCUUGAAUGAAUGAUAUUCAAAAGAUUUUUCACCUGACGAUAAAGAAGUUGAGUCUGAGAUUUUGAUUUGAUCCAUCACCAUCAUCAUCACCAUGAAGUUUUUGUCCUGUUUAUGUCUAUGUGUUUCCAUCAUAAAUUAUUGUGCAGCUGUAACAACCAUUCCCUAUCCUCCUACCAUGGUUCGACAACCCCCUCAUGAACAGUUAUUUCAAGUUUCUCAGACUCAGGAAGAACAAGACAAAUCUUUUUCAAUAGAUUGCGAAGCUAGUGGUAACCCUGAACCAGAUUAUCGGUGGACAAAAAAUGGAGAAGACUUUGACUACACAUCCCAGAGUGGUCGAAUAACACGUCAGCCAAACAAAGGCACUCUCUAUGUAAAUCAUCCUGAAGAGGUUGAUGAAGGUAUCUAUCAGUGUUUUGCAGAAAACAUCCAUGGAAUAUCUGUGUCAAAUUCUGUACAUCUCAGGAAAACAGAACUUAAUUCUUUCCCUGAUGAUGAGCCCAAAGAAGAGUAUGUUGUCGAAGGAGAGCCUUUAACUUUAAAUUGUAAUCCCCCCUCUGGUUAUCCCAAGCCAACAAUUUUUUGGAUUAUUCAGUCAAAUUCUGGUGCACUCCACAGCAUUAAUAGUUCCCGAAUUACAGUAGAUCCAGAUGGAAACUUGCAUUUUUCAAAUGUGACAGAUUCUGAUGCAUUAGAUGAUGCACAGUAUGCUUGUAGUGCUACCUCAAUGUUUAGAAACGAAUAUAAACUAGGGAAUAAAAUUUUGCUGCAUGUUGAAGCCUCUGGAAGUCCUGGUCAAACAGUUGCUCCAACGAAACAAUAUACAUCACCACCCAACAUUGUUGCUUUAAGAGGACAAAAGCUUGAACUGAGCUGCAUUUAUGGAGGAACACCUGUUCCUAAAAUUGAAUGGACUAAGAAAGGCAAUAGUCUUCAAGGCAGCCGUGUGAGCUAUAUGAACUAUGGGAAAACUUUAAAAAUCAGGAAAGUAGAUUUCCAAGAUGAAGGAACCUAUGAAUGCACUGCAAGCAAUGGAGUCAAAAGUCCACAGUCUCAAUCGAUGGCAGUAACGGUGCAAGCUGCUCCGUAUUGGAUUAAUGCUCCAAAUAAUACCAAUGGCGCGGAAGACGAGACUGUUUCUUUUGAAUGUGUUGCUGGAGGUAUUCCUGCACCUGAAGUGGAGUGGUACAUGAAUGGUGUUCCAUUGAAAGAUGUUAAAUCAAGCUCAAGAAGAAAGCUUGACAGGAAAGCUAAUGUUUUAGUCAUAGAAGGUCUCAAAAAGAGUGACACAGCUGUAUUUCAAUGCAAUGCCUCAAACAUUCAUGGCUAUACCUUCAGAGAUUUCUACCUAAAUGUCUUAGCUUUGCCACCAACUAUUACUGAAAGACCGGAACCAGUUACUAGUGCUGUGAUUUCCUCUAUGGUCACUCUACGUUGUCGAGUUUUUGGUGCUCCCAAUCCGAAAAUUAAAUGGAUGAGAGAUAAUCAAGAGCUAAAAAGUGAUCGUUUUCAACUUCAAGGCAAUGGAGACUUGGAAAUUAAUGAAGUUCGAGCUCAAGAUGAAGGAGAAUACACUUGCUCUGCAUCAAACAAAUUUGGUGAUAUACAAGCUUCUGGAAGACUAGAAGUCAAAAAGAAAACCAAAAUCAACAUCCCACCUAAGAAUUUUGAAGUGGCUGCAGGAAAGUCUGCCACUUUCCGCUGCGAUGCGGAAGCAGAUCCUAGUCUCCAGUUGACCAUUGAAUGGCUCUUUGAAGGUCAGCGGAUCAACUCAGAUUUGGACACUCGCAUGGUGCAAGCUUCUGAUGAUUCUCUGACCAUAACGAAAACAGUGGAAGGUGACUCAGGUCGCUACACGUGUGUAGCUAAGACAGAGCUUGAUCAGGAUGAAGCGUCUGCCACUCUUAUUGUACAGGACACUCCAAAUCCACCUAAAAUUAUAAGAGUGCAGUGUGAUGGUCCAACUGCUCUUGUUGAGUGGGAACCGACAGGUGAUCGUAGAGCACCUAUACUGAGUUAUACAAUUCAAUAUAAUACGAGUUUUACUCCUGACAAGUGGUUAGAUGCUUUUAUCAAUGUUCCCUCUCCUGAUCGACGGCUACAGGUAUCUAUGACCCCAUGGGCCAAUUACACUUUCCGAGUUAUUGCUAGGAAUAUAAUAGGACCCAGUGAGCCCAGUGGUCAUUCAGAUGUUUGUGAAACUCCUGAGGAUGUUCCAUACAAAAAUCCAGACAAUGUUGUUGGGAGAGGAACUGAGAAAGACAAUUUAGUUAUUUCUUGGACAGCAAUGCCAAUGAUUGAACAAAAUGCUCCUGGCUUUUUUUACAAAGUGUUUUGGAAGAGGGAAGAUGUACCACAAGCUCAGUGGCAAAUCACAGAGAUACCUGACUGGGAGCAAAAUAGCUUUAUCAUUCCUAACCAGCCAACUUUUAAGCCAUAUCGUAUUAAAGUUGAAGCUCAUAACAGCAAAGGACAAGCCCAUACAGCUGCAACAGAAAUUAUUGGGUAUUCAGGGGAAGAUGUUCCUCUAGAAGCACCCAAGAAUUUUAAUAGGAUGUAUGUAAAGGAUGCAAGGUCCGCUAUGUUUUCAUGGGAUCCUGUAUCACCAGAAUCAGUUAGAGGACAUUUCAGAGGAUAUAAGAUUCAAACGUGGACAGUGGAUGAAGGUGAAGAGCGUUUGCGAGAGCAAGUUGUCAAAGCAAAUGUCACUCAGUCCUUGGUGACAAUAUUCAGGCCUUAUUCUCGGAAUUUAGUUCGUGUCCUAGCGUUCAAUGAUAUGUACAAUGGACCACCAUCCGAUGUCAUUGAAUUUACUACACCAGAAGGAACUCCUGGACCUGUAGCAUAUUUUGAUGCUAUACCUCUGGGAUCCAGUGCCCUUUAUUUAAUAUGGAAGAGGCCAACUGAACCUAAUGGUGUACUAACAGGGUACAACAUUUAUUAUCGAGAAGUGAUAGGCACUGAAUUGGGAGAAAUAAAAGAGAGGACACCUCAAAUAACUGAUCCUAGAGAGACAAGGGCAAAAUUAGCGGGCCUUAAACCCAAAACAAAGUAUCGUAUUGACAUAUAUCCUACCACAAGCAAAGGUGAAGGAGAAAAAAUGUACAUAGAAGUGCAGACAAAUGACCAAGCAGAACAACCACCAGAUGAGCCUUACUUUGUUUGGUCACACUUGCCCGAUGUUGACGGAAAAGCUGGUGUGCGUGUAACGUGGGUUCCUGCCGUAGAAGGUCAUCCGGGAAGCCACUUUUUUGUGCAAUACAAGAAAAAAGGUGAAAGUCUGUGGGAAAGCACGCCACCAGAAGAAAAUCAAGACUCUAUUCGAGUCACUGGCUUAGAGUUAGGUUCUUUGUAUGAAAUGAAAGUGGUCGCUGUUGAUGGCCGAUACCAAACAUCCAGUAAAGUAGAAGAAUUUGAAACGGGUGGAAUGGCCGCUGUUCAAGCCCCCGAAAGUGGAGAUAACUUUGCAACUGCUGCGUGGUUCAUAGGAAUGAUGUGUGCUAUUGCUUUGCUGUUGCUGUUACUGAUCAUCAUCUGCCUCAUCAAGAGGAAUCGGGGAGGCAAAUACUCGGUUCAUGAAAAAGAAGCUGCUCAAGGAAGGGAUAUUGAGUAUCCAGACGAUGGGGGAUUCAAUGAGUAUACAAAACCAAUGGAUCCUCAACAGCCAAGUCGGGGCAGCCGUACUUCCUUAAAUAGCAGUGUGAAAGGUCCUGAGAGCGAGACGGAUAGUAUGGUAGAAUAUGGUGAAGGGGAAGCGAGCAAAUUCACUGAAGACGGAUCUUUCAUCGGCCAAUACGGGGCCAAAAAGAAGAAAGAGGAUUCCACAUCCCCUUCAGCACUUGCCACUUUUGUCUAAUGUGCCCAGUUUUUUUCAUGUCGCGAAGCUUUCCACAAUGUUUGGUAUAAAAACAAAUGACGCAAAAUGUGACUGGAACGAAGUUGUUCCGAGAUAUCUUGCAGGCAAGAAACGUUAUGUUUGGUUCAUAUUCUUCAUUUCAUUUUCAGCGUGUGCAUUCAUUUCAUUCAUUAAUUUUCAUUUUUUUAGAAGUAGACCCUGCUGUCUAAAAUACAUUUCAUUUUUUUAAGUUGUGUAUAUGCAAAGCAAAAUUGUUCGCAGAAAUCGCUACGGAACCGUCUGGACACUUUUUGAUACCAACCAUUGUUUUACUGCGAUGCAGAAUGCGAGAUGUAAAGUGUUUGAAAUUGAUGGAAAGAAGGAAAAUAGAUGAUAGGAAGAUACUAUAUUUAGAGUAUUUUUAAUUACAGCACUUGGUUCUGAUUGUUCUUCCACUUAAUGUGAGUUUUUCUGUGAAAAAGAAAGAAAAAUGCUGAGAUUUUUUUCCUUCUACUGUUUAUAUGUUAUCAUUUCCAAUAAGAAAAAAAAAAGUGUCUUAUUCCACUUUUUGAAAUUAUUGUCCAAAUAGUAUGUCGUAAACUAUCUGAAAAAAUGAGAUAGUUGACAUUCAAUCAUAUUUAUUUCUUACUCAUAAUUUAAUGUUCUUAGUGAGACUUCAUUAAAAACCAAAAUUUUUACUUUUAGGCAAAAAUUUCAGUUUUAAAUAUUCUUUUGGGGGAAAAAAACUAUAUUAUGUUGUUCUUCUUCAAGCUCAUUCAUUGUUGUAAAUAUUUCUUGAAAAUUCAAAAGCGGUUUUGUAAAAUUGUGUUACCUUCAUUAAAUUGUUUUUAAUCAGCUGUCAUUAAGUGGUGCUUCUGCAUAAAUCUUAGAAAAAUAUUCACAAUAAUUUUCUGAUAAUUUUAUGUGAUAUUUGAAAUUAGUAUAAUUGACCUUGUAUAUGAAAAAUAUAUUUAAAAACAUUUUGUUUCUGAAGAAUCUUUUUGUAAAUACUUUAUCAGAAUUUCAAAUCGAAUUAAGAAGAGAAAAUAUUUUUAUCAGUUUGACAAAAAGCACUUUGGAACUAUUAAUGAUUGUUUAAAAAAUUGAAUAUUCCAACUUGUUUAGUAUAUAUUGGCAACUAUUGAAAGUUCCUAAAGUGUAAGUGAUCUACGCCUACAUGUUUGUAUUUGUGUUAGAUAUAAAUUUGGAAGAAUAAUUAUUCAAUUUUCAUCGUGUCUUGAUACCAUGCUAUUAAUUUGGUAUAUCACCUGCUGUAUGGUACUCUAGUUUGCUCUAUAUUUUUAAAUGACUGAUUAAGGACUAUAACAUGCCUUUUCCUUAAACGAACGAAAUUAUUUAUGCUGUGCCUAAUAUAUAAAACUUAUUACUAUGUUGUUGUAAAGUAACAUACAGUAUACGAGAUCAAAAUGCAAAAUGUGGUUUAUAUUUCAAUUUUAAGGUCUAUUUUUGCAGUUUUGUUAAAUGGUAGUCUCAGGUUCUAGCUGGCAGAAAGCAGUUUUUGAAAAGUUUCAUUAAAUUUAUUUUUUUUUUCUCAUUUUAAUUUUUUGUUAUGGUGUAAAAUAUUUUUUGAACUAAAAACACCUGAAAUGCCAUAGUUAUGUGCUGGAUCCAUGUCUCAUUUCGCUGGUUCCCAUUGUAGUUGUUGAUUCACUCAACAAGCGACUGUGUUAAAAAGAGUGUAUUCUGUGUAUUUAAUAACAUGUUGUUAUUAUUAUGUGAAGCUAUAAAAUGUCCAGUCUUGUCUAAUGCAAACAUUCUUGCUGUACUUAAAAAUGCUUGCAAGUAGUAUGUAGAGCUUUUGAGAUUUUUCUGAGGGUACUUUUAAGCUUUAUAUUCUAAAUAUAAAAAUAUAUAUAAAUUGUAUUUAACUUUCUAUUUACCCAUUCUACAUCUGUGUGAGCAGGUAUUCAAGCCUUCUUUUGACAAGGUGUAAAAGCCUUUAAUGUGAUCAUAUAGAUUGUAGGAAAAAAUAAUCACAGUUUGUUGGUCUCGAAGCCUUAUGUACCAAACUAGUUGCUGUGAAUGUUAACUGAAAGAUACAUGUAUAAUUCUAUGUGUAUAUGAAAAUUCUUAUUCAUAUUAUUCAGUGCUAUAUUUUCUUUUAAGGGAAAAAUUAUUUGGUGCUGGUUUGUCAUGUUGACUUUUAAUUGGGAUACUCAAGGUACAAAAUCGAACAACAUGUAUUUUCAAAAUUAAGUGGGUUUGAAGUUCAUGUUUUAAUCAAAGUCAUUAAAAAAAUAUAAAAAACUUUUAAUAAAUGAAAUAAACAACUGUUGCGUUUUCUUACAUUCCACAAAAAAUCAUUUUGAUUGCUAAACAUAUUUGAAAAGGUGGACCAAUAUUUAUUUAAAUAUGGCAUAAAGGUAUCAUUUUUCUCAAUUAGUGGAUUUAAAAAAAACUGACUAUAUAUAUUGAGUUAUACAUAUUGGACAAAAAAGUUUUAUUUAUCACAAAUCAUUUUUCUUAAAAAUCUAUUAGUUUAUUCAUUUGUAUAUAGUUUGCAUUUUAAUGUCUAGAAUUUUACACUUUUGAAUUGUAUAAGUUAUUUUCGUAGGAUAAGUUUAAGCAUUUUAGAUUAUUUAAAAUUAUUUUAAAAAUCAUGCUUGUUCUUCGUACAUUAUUUUUUAUUAGUAAUGUACGUUUUGUAAAUACUAUGCACAGUUAUUUAGAUUUUUGUUUACAAUACUUUUCCAUAAAUGGAGAUUGUCUUAUUCCUCUAUUUGGAGUCUAUUCAUAAUAUAUUGCAAAGUUUUAAAAAUUUAUCUUUAUUUUUAUUUUUGACCUUCUUUGCGCUGGGCUCCUACAUGGAGGCCCAUUGUUUUCACUUUGCUAAAAAAUAAAUUGCAGGUGAAUUACAGGCAAAAUUCAAAUGACUUUAGUAUUUAUUUUAUGUUUAACAGUUUUUGUUUUUGCCAAAAAAAUGUAUUUUAACAAAAAUGUGCUAUAUUACUGACAGCUCUUUUUUUCCUCCUUAUUAUUAUUAUUAUUAUUUUUGUUGAAAAUUUUCUGAUUUUUUGUUGAACACAAAUUUACUAUUCAUCAAAAUGUAUGUGGUUGUGUACUGUUUAGAAAAAAAAAAAAAACUUUCAUUUAAUAACUUUGACAUAUUUUAAUGCAGUUCUGUAAAUUGAAACAUUUUUUGCACAUUUCUAUAAGAAUGUUAGUAAUUUAUUUAAGGUACUAGGGAGAAGAUGCUGUAUAUUGAAAAUCAUUUUCCAUUUACGUGGACUAUGCCUAUUUCAUUAUCACACACUUCCUUUGUUAAUAUUUCACCUAGAUCUGAAAAAGGGCAGGGUGCUUCUUGAUUAAAAAAAAAAAAAACUUCUUAAAUCAAAAGGGGCAUUUUCUCAAAGUAAUUUUGCUGUAAAAAAAUUACAAAGUUUUGUAGUAUAAUCUUCCCACACCCAUUCUAAUGGACAAGGGGAAGAACAGAGUUACAUUGCAAAGUAAUGCUAGAGGAAUUUUUUUCCUUUCGAGCAAGGAAAUUGGCUUUUGUGAUCAACUAUUGAUAAAUUUUAAAGGGACGUAUGGGUAAGUACAAAAAGGGGGGGGGGGAGCAGGAUGCAGAACCUACGUAAAAAUGUAUUGAGGAAACACGACACACUUCCUUUGUUUUUAAAAGUUUUCAGAAAAUGAUUAGCAUUGCAGAACUCUUAUUCCAAAUUUUAAAAAAAUAAGAACAAAAUAAAAAAGUAAAAGAAAAACUUUUUUGCAUUUAACCUAAAUAAUUCAAAGCUAAGCUGUAGCAAUUAUUUGAUUUGUUGACUUUCAUUAAUUAUAGCUUUGUUAUUGUCAGUCAAUACCAAGUUCCUAAAUUGUGAUUCUUUGGUUCUUCAGUCUUUCAGGACAUUUUUAACUAGAGUUUUACACAAAUACUUAAUGUUCAUCUUUUUCAAAAAAAAAAAAACACUUUUUGGCAUUUUCCCCGCAAUUCUCUUACCGAUAAUUCUCUGUAACGUUGAAGAAAAACAAAGUUAAAUUAGGAAUGAAAUGUGAUGUUUCUCAUGUUUGAAAUUAUUGUAAAUAUUUAAUAUUAUAAAUUCAAUGUAAAAUACAAAGUAAUUCAAUUUUUUUUUUAGGAUUCUGCUGCAUUUCUUAAUUAUUUUUAUAGCAAUUUAAUGUGUCUCAUAACUGUUAGAGUUUAAAGCAAAACAGAGGGAGAACAACAAUUUUUAAAAAGAUGUUCAUGUUGUUGGCACCUCUUGUACCUGUGUAAAGGUUAAUUGGUUCUUAUGUGCAACUUCUUGCAUUAGUAAAUUUCAAUGUCGUAUUUUAGUAGCUCCAUCUAGGAGUGACAUGACUAACUGCAUAGGUUCAUCACCCUCCACAUUAGGUCAGGAGGGGGGGAGAGCAUCAGGUUGUUUUUUCUUUUUCUCUCUUUCAAUUAUUUAUCAAAUAGGUUUACAAAAGAAGUGUCUGAUAAUGAAAUGUACUUUACUUGAAGUAAAGAAAACUCAAUUUGAUUGCAAUGGAUAUGUUAUUGGCCGAUCCCACUGUAUAGUAUAUAAUUGGCAGACAUCAAGUCCAGACUAUAUCCUAUGUCAUCUGCCUAUUUUAUUGUGGAAUAUUUUUUAUUGCAUAAUAAAUUAGACUUUACUGAUAUUUCUCAACAAGCAGUAUUUUCUGCAAUUAGGUAAUAUUUAUUUAUCAAUGAUUGAGGCUUAUUUUAAAAGUUUGAUAUUUGCUGGAAAACAGUAAAAGCAACAAUGUAGAGCUAAAAAAUAUUGCAGUAAAAAAAAUAAUAAACUCCAAAUUUUUUGAAAUGUCACCAGUGUGAAAAUGAUUCGCAAUGCUAUGGAAUAAUUUGAAUUUUGAAUUGUUGAGUUACGAAAGAGAUUAUUAAUACUUUUUUACUAAAUACUAACCAGCUAUUUAAUUUUACUUAAUGUUAUUCUUGCUUAUUUGUCCCCAUUUGUUUGUACUGACAAUAUUGUUUUUAUUUUAUGCUAAUUUUUAUGAAAAAGAUGUGAAAUAAUGUGUGUAAUUGUAAACUUAGGACCUGUUUCUGUCUUAACUGAGAUUGUUGAUGGGCGUUACUAUUUAUACUGACUUCAUUGGUUGUUAUUUAGGCAGCUGUUGCUCUAAAUAUGAAGAGAUGACAUUAGAUGAAAAAUUAUUCCUCUUACUUCUGGUAAAAGCCUUUUGUUUUUAAUGUGCUCCUAUAUUAAAUUUGUCAUUGUUAUUUUCUUUUUUGAAAUCAAAUUAUAUUGUUUCAUUCUUUUAUUUUCUUUAUGUACCUUCUGUUUCUUAAAGGAAGAAAGUAAACAAAAAUGGUUUAGCUCAAAAUGCUUUGAAUUUCAAGUCUGUGUUGAAUUUCAAAUUUUUUGAACUAAAUAUCAGAACAGGGGAACAACUUAUCCGAGUAUAAACUACAAAAUUAAUUAUUUCAUGUACAUGUUGCUUACAAAAUUGUAAACAAGCAACAAUACUUAACGAAGAAAAUUAGUUUCUUCAAUGCUUGAUUUUAGCAACUCUGGCCUUUCUUUAUUUCAAUCAGUUUUGAAGCAGAUUUGUUCGUAAACAAAGUCUAACAAUUGGGACGUAGACUGUUCUACUAUUCUACACUCUUGCCCAAAUAUUUGUACUUUAUUUGAUGUCUGAAUUAAGCCGUAACCAUUCUUAUCAAGUUGGUUAUUGUGACUGUUGGUUAGCAGUGUUACUGAGUGAUUUUAUAACUUUUCCAGUACGAUCAAAUUGAAUCUCCCAAUUACCAUUCAUGUCCAUGUAGAAGCAAGAUGAGAUUUCCCAUCACUACAAACUGUGCAAACAUUGUACAUAGUUUCCGUUUCAUGUUUGAAACCUCUCAUAUAUAUGUGAGUGCUGUUCUGUGUGGUAUAUCUGUUCCAGAAUUCAUGCGUUUCAUUUCAUUGUUCAACAGUCUGAAAACGUCCAGUGAUUUUUCAUCAGUUCUUUUUGACCAAGAUUUAGUCAUUAGCACCAUGUGUGUCCAUCACAGAGAAAUAGAAGUUGUUAGCAUUUUUUGGUUAAAAAUAAUGCAGCUUUGAUUUGUCGUAUCAUCUGCCUUUUGUGGUGUAUGCGUUUUUGUUUUCAGCUCAAGUUUUUUGGCAUUUAUUUUGUUGUUUUACUUAUGUUCAGCACAUGAUCAAUGUAAUGUUUUUGUUUGAACUAAUUUGGAAGUAAAGAAAAAUGACCC